CCUUGGCUGGUCUAGAAUUUGCCUAGUAGACCAGGUUGGCCUCAGAAUCAGAGAUGCACCUGUCUCUGUCUUGGAGUUUUGGGAUUAAAGGUGUGUGCCCCAUGCCCCACCUGUGGGUCUGUUUUGACUGCUCUUUCUGGUCCUGCAGCACCAUGAGGCUUGCCACAAUCCUUGUCUUUUGCUCUUUAUUUGUGGGAGUCAGUGGUGAUGGCUGGUAUUCGUUCUUCAAGGAAGCCAUACAAGGGACUUGGGACUUGUGGAGAGCCCAUCGGGACAAUCUAGAAGCCAAUUACCAAAAUUCAGACAGAUAUUUCUAUGCUCGGGGAAACUUUGAGGCCCAACAAAGAGGAGCUGGGGGCGUCUGGGCUGCUAAAAUAAUCAGCACCAGCAGGAAAUACUUUCAGGGUCUCCUAAACCGAUAUUAUUUUGGAAUGAAGGACCAUGGAUUGGAAAGCCUGGAAUCUACCCGGAAAGCCGAGGAAUGGGGUCGAAGUGGCAAAAACCCUAAUCACUUCAGACCCCAGGGCCUGCCUGAGAAGUUCUGAGCCUGCUGCACAGGCUGCACUGAGGAGACUAGGCUGUGAGCCUCAUCCCUCUCCCCUUGACAGGAUGUCACUGGUGUCCACAGGAAUCACAGAGAAGCUAGAGAUGCCCACCAAAUACUUGUGGAUGGAAUUUGUUGAUGGAAAUGUGGAACUGUCAGAAAUAACUUUCUGGGAAGAAUUGCUAUGUAUCACACAGAAGGUAAGUAGAGGAGGAGCUGUGACCACCAGGAAGUAGCCUGAAACCAUGCAGGCCCCUCACCCCACCCCACCAAAUCUGCUCUAGCCUUUAGCCACACCAGCUUCCCCUGACAAGCAGGCCUGAGGUAGUAGAGUGUUGUCAGCCAUGUCAGCCGCCUCCACAAGUGAAAUUUACUCUGAGAGGUGCCCUGGUCAGCUGUCCAUAAACUCCUCCUUGAUAUAGAUCAGAUGUGUUUCCCUAUUCCCAACAUCUUCUGGUCAUACCAGGGCCUCGAUGUUGUGCUAUUGUUGUUAGCAGGCUUUUCUGUGUAGUGAUGUCACUUUGUUUAUCA
Molecule: messenger RNA, 1075 nt
Organism: Peromyscus eremicus (cactus mouse)
Lineage: Eukaryota; Metazoa; Chordata; Mammalia; Rodentia; Cricetidae
Product: serum amyloid A-4 protein
Exons: 3
Coding region: 54-545 (163 amino acids)
Cellular component (GO): extracellular region
Source: RefSeq, a predicted model, not a curated record